Molecule: messenger RNA, 417 nt
Organism: Tupaia belangeri chinensis (Chinese tree shrew)
Lineage: Eukaryota; Metazoa; Chordata; Mammalia; Scandentia; Tupaiidae
Product: 40S ribosomal protein S20
Exons: 1
Coding region: 31-390 (119 amino acids)
Biological process (GO): translation
Cellular component (GO): small ribosomal subunit; ribosome
Molecular function (GO): structural constituent of ribosome; RNA binding
Source: RefSeq, a predicted model, not a curated record
ACAAGUUGGUCAGGAAGCCGCACCGCAGCCAUGGCUUUUAAAGAUACUGGAGAAACACCUGUGGAGCCAGAGGUGGCCAUUCACCCAAUUAGAAUUACUUUAACCAGCCGCAACAUGAAGUCCCUGGAGAAAGUGUGUGCUGACUUAAUCAGAGGUGCAAAGGAAAAGAAUCUCAAGGUGAAAGGACCAGUUCGGAUGCCAACCAAGACAUUGAGAAUCACUACAAGAAAAACACCUUGUGGUGAAGGUUCUAAGACUUGGGAUCGUUUCCAGAUGAGAAUCCACAAGCGACUCAUUGAUUUGCACAGUCCUUCUGAGAUUGUUAAACAGAUUACUUCCAUCAGUAUUGAACCAGGAGUCGAGGUUGAAGUCACCAUUGCAGAUGCCUAAGUCAACUAUUUUAAUAAAUUGAUGAUC